Messenger RNA from Cryptomeria japonica (Japanese cedar), 1023 nucleotides. Its product is annotated as G-type lectin S-receptor-like serine/threonine-protein kinase At2g19130. Gene Ontology annotation, biological process: protein phosphorylation. Gene Ontology annotation, molecular function: ATP binding; protein kinase activity. NCBI's taxonomy places the organism in Eukaryota, Viridiplantae, Streptophyta, Pinopsida, Cupressales, Cupressaceae. The transcript has a single exon. Bases 1 to 1023 code for a protein of 340 amino acids. The record is from RefSeq and is a predicted model, not a curated record.
AUGUGGAAACGUGGGAGAAUUGCUAAGAAGACCACCGAGAUCGAGGAUGACGUACCCACAUCGCUCAGAACUUUCACCUUCCGAAAGUUGCAGGUUGCUACGAAGAAUUUCAGGCAUAAGCUGGGAAGUGGAUCAUUCGGCUCUGUAGUCAAAGGAACUCUACCAGACAACACACUAGUCGCUGUCAAAAAGUUAGGGAGUUUAGCUCAAGCAGAAAAGCAAUUCCGUGCAGAAAUAAGUACCAUUGGUAAAAUACAGCAUGUGAAUCUGGUUAGGCUAUGGGGAUUUUGUGCAGAGGGAUCUCAAAGGCUACUCCUUUAUGAGUACAUGCCCAACGGCUCUCUUGCCUCCUUCCUGAUCCGCAGGAAAGACGGAGAAGUGGAAGGAAAGUUAUUGAAUUGGAAAACUAGAUUUCAGAUAGCAUUGGGCACUGCACGAGGAUUAGCUCAUCUCCACGAGGAAUGCACAGAUCGCGUCAUUCACUGUGAUAUUAAGCCAGAAAACAUUCUCCUUGACGCCCAGUUUUGUCCCAAAGUAGCUGAUUUUGGGCUGGCAAAGCUGGUGGGUACAGAUUUCAGCCGGGUACUGACAACCACGAGAGGCACGAGAGGUUAUUUGGCUCCAGAGUGGAUCUCCGGUCUUCCCAUCACUCCCAAGGCGGAUGUAUGUAGCUUUGGUAUGACACUCCUGGAGAUUAUAUCGGGCCGAAGGAAUGUGGACCUGAAUGCGCACGACUCCAACUGCUAUUACUUCCCUCCCUGGGCCGCUGAUCAAAUCCAGAGCGGAAACCUGAUGGGUAUUGUUGAUGGGAGGAUAUCGGGAGAGGCAGAUGGUGAAGAGGUGCGAAGGGCUGUUACGGCAAGCAUAUUGUGCAUUCAAGGAGACGAGAAUGUUAGGCCAACCAUGGCUCAAGUCGUGCAAAUACUCCAAGGGACAAUUGACACCAACGCACCACAGUUUCAGACGUCUCUCGAUAGUCUUCGAGAUCAUCAUGGAGGCGAGGAAGAUAGUGAUCUAAUUUAA